CUGCAGCCUGUGUGCCGAGCAGCAGUAGCAGCAGCAGCAGCAGCAGUGUUAACCAACAGAAGACAAGGGAAAUCCACAUACAGCAAGACAAAGAUGGCUUUCUGUGCAUUGUGAGGGAUUUAUUGUCACUUUUAAGCUCCUGGAUUUAAAACUAAAGGGCUUCGCUCUUGGGCUUUCACAAUAAAAGACAGCAGCUCCAAAUGAGUGUACCUGCAGCAGCGGCACAGAAAUCAGACGGCAACAACAGUGAAAUGCAAUCAGCUGCAGUGGCUCCCUCCUUCAUCCCCAGUCAGUCGGGGAAGAUACCAGGCAGGAAACGAGGGAGACCCCCACUCCGUAAUGUUGCCAAGAUGGAUUUUCCUAACCGUUAUCCAGAAUCACUCCCUCCACUCAAAGUGCCAAAAAAGAGGGGGAGAAAGCCGGGCUUCAAGCUCAAACCCAGAAUGGUGAUGACGCCUUUGGCUAUUUCUCCACCCAGCAGCACCCCUGAGCCUGAUAUGAGCUCCAUUCCUCAGGAUGCUGCCACUAUCCCCCACUCAGCCACGCCCCAGGUGCUCACAGUCUGUAUCUACAUCAACAAGCAGGCCAACACGGGCCCCAACUUGGACAGGAAGAAGAUCCAGCAGCUUCCUGAUCACUUUGGACCAGACAGGCCCUCAGUGGUGCUGCAGCAAGCCGUCCAAGGCUGCAUAGACAGCGCCUUUCAGCAGAAAACCGUGUUCACCCUCCUCACACAAGGCUACGGGGGAGAAAAAAUAUCAGCCACGUUUGAUGGGAAGCAGCACCUUCUCAGCCUCCCCGUGGUCAACAGUAUUGACUAUGUGCUUCGUUUCCUGAAGAAACUCUGUCGCAGCUUGCACUGCGAAAACCUCUUCAGUGAUCAGCCCAUUACCCAGCACAGUGGUGACUCCUACCAGUCAGAUGCUGAAACGUCUAUGGCUGAAGAUUACCACGUAGACCAGUCAGAUGGCAAACGCUACUCCGUAGACCCUGGCGACUCCGCUUUCAGCUCCAUAAGCUCUUCCUACUCGCCAAAGGCCUCCUACAGGUUUCGCUCAUCACAGCAGUUCUCCAACGGCUCAGCCUCCAUGAGCAUGUGCAGACAGUCAUCAACCAGUCCUAACACAUUCCCAGAGAGCAACAGGACAGGAGGUUAUAAUGCAUCUUCAGAGUCUCAAGAGUCCAAAGCUCCACCAAAUAAGGACCCAACCACCUGGUCUGUGGAAGAUGUCGUGUGGUUCAUCAGGGAUGCAGACCCACAUGCUCUUGGACCCCAUGUGGAUAUCUUUAGAAAACAUGAAAUCGAUGGAAAUGCUUUGUUACUCCUAAAAAGCGACAUGAUCAUGAAGUACCUGGGCCUGAAGCUGGGGCCGGCCUUGAAGCUUUGCUACCACAUCGACAAACUAAAGCAGACCAAGUGAAACCCUUCCAUGAAUCCAAGCAUACUAUUUGAGCAAGGCCACAUCUCCAGGUCUUAGGUUUCACAGUCAUGAGGUGAGUCACUUUCUUCACAGUCCCCAGAAGCAGGCGUUCGCUUCCUUUUCGGCCACAAACACGCGAAAAAUAAAUUCUACUUUUAACACCUUUUCAUGACAAAGAAACCGUGCCCUAGCUUCCAAGAGAACCAGACAAAGAAUAAAGAUUUGUAGCUCCUGGACAGACUCCCAACAUCAUGUUAAUGACAUAACAGGGGUUAAUUAUUAUUUCCACUACAUCACCUUGUAUCUUAUGUGAUGUCAACAUAACAUAAACAUUUUUCAGCUUCAUUUUCUGAUUUUUUUUAAAUCAAUACUUUUUUUCUGGCCACCUGACAUUGUCAUAUUAUCACCUUCUAUAAACAAGUGUUUUAGACCACCUGCUGAACUUAAAUCCAAUAAUCCUAUCUCCUUUUAGAAAAGGUUUUGGUGCUGUUUGGUGCUGAGCAGAUCACACUGUGUAAUAAAGCUGAAGAGAGUUGCAAAUUCAGGCAAUAACUCUCUGUAUUCUGCUGUAAAACAUGUUCCAGUAAUACAUUUGCACACAUCCACAUGAGGGUCGCUGGUGCCAGUCCCAGCUGGACAGGUCGUCAGUCCAUCGCAGGGCAAACACACUCUCACAUUCACACCUAGAUGGAGAAAACCCCACGCUCACAUGGGGAGAACAUGCAAACACCAAGCAGAAAGACCCUUCAUUUUUUAAA
This is a messenger RNA of Solea senegalensis (Senegalese sole), 2179 nucleotides long. Its product is annotated as sex comb on midleg-like protein 4. The coding region runs from base 201 to 1421 and encodes 406 amino acids. The transcript is spliced from 8 exons. Lineage: Eukaryota; Metazoa; Chordata; Actinopteri; Pleuronectiformes; Soleidae. Gene Ontology annotation, molecular function: protein binding. The record is from RefSeq and is a predicted model, not a curated record.